CUGUACUAUUCAUAUUAGCGAGGCUUCGAGGAAAGUUAUGGGGGGCGGAAAUGCCGAACUGACGCAAGAGAUGCAAGACACUGAUAUGCACAUGAACGCCUUAUCCGUAUGUUGUACGGUGAUGGAAUUAGCUGCGUAUUCAGUUGUUAUACUGCAGAAGCCCCCGAGGUUUCUCACGAUGUUCAUCGCGCCCACGAUGGCGGCCCCACGCCGCAACUGCUGGGACACUGUAAAACAAAGUUUUAUCGAUGCGAUAGAUGACCCGCACCAAUGCUUCUGGGAACCGAAUCGUUGGACACUUACUAUGGCUUUUUUAAUCUGGAUUGGAGGACUUCUUACUACUCUGGUUCUCAUGGGCUCUGGGCUGUCGUCCACAUACACCAAGGCUUGUGUGUGGGGUGAUCAGUUCUCAGUCGACCCGUUGUCCGUAUCAGCCUGGAGCACCACUGGCUUCUUCAAGAUUACAUCAUACUUUGGCGUUAUGUCUUUUGCUCAGGCUAAGACUGUCGAUAUAAUAUGGGAUGUGAUUAUUGGCCGUGGGGGACAAGCUGUGUUGGCCAUUUGUAGCUGGCGCGCAUUUGCUCUUCAUUUAACUGCAAGCAUAGCAAUCGCCCCAGUCACAUACAGCACCUAUGAAGCUAUAUUUAUUGAUACCAACCCGAGCAUUUUCCUAGUCUGCCGAUUCUUGAGCGGCAUUUGCAAGCAAAAGAGUUUGGCUUCAAGAAUGGCCAUGUCAUUCAUUAUUCUCAGUAUGGUUUUCAUAAUCGCCUUUCCUACCCUAGCCAGCGCGAUGACGGGGUAUACUACUCAUUUUACGGCUUAUGUUCACGACUACUCAAACAACAGCAUUCCAUUCCACAAAUUCGAAGCGCUCGUAUAUACUAUUCACGAUGGAGACCGAAUUGGCAAAACGACUGACUUUCGAGUCACGUCUCCCACCAAUCUUUUGGACCCAGUGAGGUAUUACUCCAUGCAGGCUUUAAAUCACUAUACGCUAGACAAUCGGCUUUUCAGGGACACCCAUCGCUAUGCCUUCAAGUACUAUUAUAAUGAUCCAAUCCGCCCCCAAAGUUCAACUUUCGAGGGCUUUGAUCUCUCUCCGCCACUGCUCAAUAUUACGAUAGAAGUUGACGAGUUCGGAGGAUUUCCACUACAUGAAAACAUUUCCACACAGAUUAGGACUUGGAUAUACGAUGAUAAACAUUAUUCCCAAGAGCAAAUACUAGAAAGAGGGUCAUGUCAACCUACAAAGGACGUAUUUGCCUGGGGCUUCUCCUUCAUCCAGCUGAACAUUCUAUUAAUUUUGCUCUUGAUCUGGAGCCUUGGAACGUUAGCUUUGUACAUGCACGGACGGUACAGUAUGUUUAUGGGCCGCCAAUACUCUGUUGACGGAAGAUACAAAGCCAUCAUCACCCUGGCAGAUGCAAUGAGACGACAGCUCGGCCCCAGUUACUCGCAAACCGAAAAGGACAUCGCGAGGGCCGUUCGAGCUGUGGAUGGUGGAAGCAUCUCACACCGAUCGAUUUUUUACUGCAUCAGUGUACCCGAAAAGGUUUGGAGCUGGCUUCGUGGUGAGAAGUGCGAUGGGUUUACAGCGAUAAAUGGACCGAAAACGAGCGAUUACCGGAAGGUUGCCGAUUAUAUUUGUGUGUAA
This is a messenger RNA of Periconia digitata, 1654 nucleotides long. The record is from the annotation of a GenBank genome assembly. NCBI's taxonomy places the organism in Eukaryota, Fungi, Ascomycota, Dothideomycetes, Pleosporales, Periconiaceae.